Carica papaya (papaya) is the source of this 2326-nucleotide messenger RNA. RefSeq names its product xylose isomerase family protein. Gene Ontology annotation, biological process: carbohydrate metabolic process. NCBI's taxonomy places the organism in Eukaryota, Viridiplantae, Streptophyta, Magnoliopsida, Brassicales, Caricaceae. Gene Ontology annotation, molecular function: xylose isomerase activity. The record is from RefSeq and is a predicted model, not a curated record.
UACAGCUCCACGUACGGAGUAUGACGAAGAAGAGAGCUGGGAGCGCGCGAAACAUCAGGAAUGGUCCAUGGCAUCUGUUGACGAGUUUGGCUAGAGGCAUGAGAUAGGUUUUGCAAGCGAUGGCUUCGGGAUGAGCAUCUGGGAUUGAGGAAGACUGAAAGUACGGCUGGGAUUGCAAGCAUUGGGCCUAUAAAGGAUCUCCAAUGGUUUUUAGACGGGUCAGAUUGAGAAAAUCGGAUAAACACGAUUUUUAAAUUAUAUUAAGAAGAUAAGCACUCCAUUACUCCGCUAAUCCAGUUUUAGAAGUUAUUUUUCUAUUUUAUUUCUUUCCUGUAAAUCAGCUCUAUAUAAUCUUAUAAGCAUUGUGAAUUCACGGCUGUUUUAGAAGUCUACUUCCAUUGUCUCUCUCACGCUUUCUAGGUUUGCCGAGUGAGUUUUUUUGGUUUUAUCAAUACUUUAUCUUCUUCUUCUUUCUUUUUACUUACUUUCUCUGAGUUUUGGGGUUUCCUUAAUGGUGUUAUGAGCCAAUGAUUCAUUUCCGGGACUUCGUUAAUAUGCAAUAUAUGUGUUUGAUGAUUGAUGCUUAAGGUUGAUGAUCGUUUGUUCAUCUCAUCGUGUAUGUUGCAGAGGUGUUACGAAUGAGAUGCGAAACAUGAAGACGGAAGGAGUUUUGUUGUUUGUUCUCUGUUUAAGUGCCUUCUCCCUUUUAGUGCUUGCUGCUCCACCAACAUGUCCUUCCGAUUUCGCGGGGCAAUGUGGUGCAUCAGAUGAAUGGGAAGGGGAAUUCUUCCCUGGAGUUUCCAAGAUUAAAUAUGAGGGUCCUGCUAGCAAGAAUCCACUUGCAUUCAAAUGGUACAAUGCGGACGAGGAGAUUCUUGGGAAGAAAAUGAAGGAUUGGUUUAGAUUCAGUAUUGCAUUUUGGCACACAUUCCGUGGCAAUGGAGGUGAUCCGUUUGGUUCACCUACAAAGUUUUGGCCAUGGGAAGAUGGUACCAAUUCAUUGUCUAUGGCCAAAAGAAGAAUGAGAGCCAACUUUGAGUUCCUAGAGAAGCUUGGAGUUGAUUUGUGGUGUUUCCAUGACCGGGACAUAGCUCCAGAUGGCAAAACUCUUGAGGAAACAAACAAGAAUCUGGAUGAAGUGGUUGCCCUUGCCAAAGAGCUUCAGGGAACCAACAUCCAUCCCUUAUGGGGAACGGCUCAGUUAUUUUUGCAUCCUCGUUACAUGCAUGGGGGUGCAACUAGCCCUGAAGUAGCUGUAUAUGCGUAUGCUGCAGCUCAAGUGAAGAAAGCUAUAGAGGUGACACAUUAUUUAGGAGGUGAAAAUUAUGUGUUUUGGGGCGGUCGUGAGGGUUAUCAGUCUCUAUUGAACACAGAUAUGGGAAGAGAACUUGACCAUUUGGCAAGGUUUCUUGAGGGUGCUGUUGCUUACAAGAAGAAGAUUGGAUUCAACGGGACCUUUUUGAUUGAACCCAAGCCUCAGGAACCUACCAAGCACCAGUAUGAUUGGGAUGCUGCAACAUCAGCUAACUUUUUGAGAAAGUAUGGCCUUAUAGGAGAAUUCAAACUUAACAUUGAAUGCAACCACGCCACUCUAUCUGGUCACACAUGCCAUCAUGAGCUUGAAACUGCAAGAUUGAAUGGUUUACUGGGAAAUAUUGAUGCAAACAGCGGUGAUGCUCAGACUGGUUGGGAUACAGAUCAGUUUCUAACAGAUAUUGGAGAGGCAACUAUGAUUAUGCUGAGUGUGAUUAAAAACGGUGGACUUGCACCAGGAGGCUUCAACUUUGAUGCUAAACUGCGGAGAGAGAGCACAGAUGUUGAGGAUUUAUUCAUUUCUCACAUUAUUGGAAUGGAUACAAUGGCCCGUGGAUUACGAAAUGCUGCGAAGCUGAUUGAGGAUGGAUCCUUGGCUGAGCUUGUUCGCAAGAGAUAUAGCAGUUGGGAUACAGAACUUGGGGCAGAAAUUGAAGCUGGUAAGGCAGACUAUGACAUGCUUGAGAAGAAAGUAAUGGAAUGGGGUGAACCCAAAGUUCCUUCUGCCAAACAGGAACUUGCAGAGAUGAUUUUCCAAUCUGCAUUAUAGAUGCCGGUAUCUAGCUCCAGAUUCAAGGUUCUGAAGCACGCAGCAUUCUGAAUAUUUUAGAUGUUCUACUAAUAAUAAUAAUAGAUACAAGUGGUUAUAGGUUCAAAUUAGGCUAAUAUUUGUUGGCAUUUUUUACCUUCAAGUACAAUUGGCUAGACUAGUUGAGUUUGGUUUCUUCCACAUUGAACUAUUAUGUUGGAAUCUUUUCGUUAUAUGAUAAAACAGCAAACGAUUUUGGUAUCC